Molecule: messenger RNA, 2445 nt
Organism: Psilocybe cubensis
Lineage: Eukaryota; Fungi; Basidiomycota; Agaricomycetes; Agaricales; Agrocybaceae
Exons: 7
Coding region: 1-2445 (814 amino acids)
Molecular function (GO): RNA binding
Source: RefSeq, a predicted model, not a curated record
AUGGGUUAUAGAUUGAACAUCCUCACAAUAAAGGGCGCUUUUGGAAUUCCUCUAGGAUUUUUCUCGUCUGAGAAAACUGUUUUAGGUUUCGCGGUAGCCAUUGAACUCGCCGAGACUGAGGUGACGUCUGUGUCGAUGUCUCGCCUCAUUAUCAAAAAUUUACCGGUGUAUGUGACGCCAGCGAGACUCCGGGAGCACUUUGAGCAGAAGGGAGGCCCAGGCGGGACCCUCACCGAUGUGAAAGUCUCUUCAAAGUCAGAUGGCACGUCAAGACGUUUUGGAUUCGUUGGAUUCAAGUCGGAGGCAGAAGCACAGAAGGCGCAGAAAUGGUUUGACAGGACGUUUAUUGAUUCGACAAGAAUUAAUGUUAGCUUUUCUGAGGGUGCAGCAGACGCUCCUAGACCCCGGAAACGACAGCGCCUGGACCCCUCAACAUCAUACUCCGAUUCCACUACUCCAUCGUCAGUCACAAAAGACCAGAAGUCACCUAUGAAGAGCGACAAGAACCGUGAGGAAUUCAUGAAACUCAUGGAGAAGAAGAAAGGGCCUGCAUGGGCGAAUGAGGCCGCUACUCCUGUUCCGAUUAUGCCAGCUGAGCCUACGCCUUCAGUUGUACCUGCCCCCGAAGAUGCCGAGGCUCAAGGUACCAUGUCAGACAUAGAGUGGAUGCGCCAGAGAAUGUCUGCUGCUGUCGUUGACGAAGUUGUUGAGGAGAGAGUCUUUGAACAAGACGAAGAGGAUGGGGGAAAGCCUGUCAAUGCAAUUGAAUCUCAAAAGCAGGGCACUCAACCUGCGACCGCCGAUGCUUCUAAACCCGUUGACCCAACUAAAGAAACUAUUCUCCAGACAGCGCGACUUUUUGUCCGUAACUUGGCUUUUUCAUGUACUGACGAAGAGCUUAGAGAGCUAUUCGAACCCUUUGGACAAAUAUCUCAGAUACACACUCCUCGCGACCCAACUACGAAGCAGCAUAAAGGACUCGCUUAUGUCACUUUCGCUAAACCCACUGAUGCCCUAGCCGCCUACGAGGCUCUUGACAAGAGAUCGUUCCAGGGGCGUCUGCUCCACAUCCUUGCGGCUGUUGAUAGGAAGGGAAAGCCAGAGGUACAAGAGGGUGAAGGUCAUAAAAAGAGUUUAAAGGAAGAGAAAAACCAGAAGAGGAAGGCGAUGGCGGGACAGGAGUUUAACUGGAGCAUGUUGUACAUGAAUAGUGAUGCUGUUGCUUCUUCAAUCGCCGCACGAAUGAAUAUCGAUAAAUCGGAGAUCUUGAAUCCAGAAAGUGGGGAUAAUGCCGCUGUGAAGCUGGCUCUCGCCGAAACACAUAUCAUCCAGGAAACAAAGUCGUACCUCGAGUCUCAAGGUGUAUUGCUAUCUGCAUUCAGUUCUAAAGCACGUUCAGAUACGACGAUCCUGGUCAAGAACAUUCCUUACGGGACGUCUGAAGAGCAGAUUAGAGAGAUGUUUGAGCCUCAUGGCGAACUUGCCCGCGUGCUGAUUCCUCCUGCUGGGACGAUGGCCGUGGUGGACUUUGAGAAACCGGAUGAGGCGGCGAAAGCAUUCAGGGCGGUUGCGUAUAGACGGCUCGGGAACUCGGUGGUGUAUCUCGAGAAAGGCCCGCUAGGGAUGUUCAUAGAGGGAUUCGUGCCACCUACCAAAGGCACAGCAUCGGCACCUACGACAACAGCUGCACACGCCGUGCGCAUUCCAGAACAAGUGGGAGCAGCAGACGAUACGGACGAUGUGGAAGAACCGUCGAUCGCAGGCGGGUCAACGUUGUACGUCAAGAACUUGGCAUUCUCCACGACGCAGGAACGGCUCGUAAAGGUGUUUUCACAUCUGCCUUCGUUCUCCUUUGCGCGGGUGCAGACAAAGCCGGAUCCCAAACGGCCGGAUGGGCGUCUCAGCAUGGGAUAUGGGUUCUUGGGCUUCAAGGAUCCCGAGAGCGCCAAGAAGGCUCUUAAGAGUGUACAAGGGUUUGUGCUAGAUGGUCAUGCGCUGCAUGUCUCCUUCGCUGGUAGAGGUGCGGAAGAGGCUGAGGCUGAAAAGAAAGGCAAGGUCGAUGCAGGGAAGAGCAGGACGACGAAGAUGAUUGUGAAGAAUGUGCCAUUCGAGGCGACGAAGAAGGACAUGCGGGAUCUGUUUGGUGCUCAUGGUCAUCUCAAAUCUGUGCGCCUUCCGAAGAAAUUCGACUCGCGCUCACGCGGCUUUGCAUUCCUCGAGUUUGUGUCACGGCAUGAAGCUGAGAAUGCGUACAAUACGCUUCGUCAUACCCAUUUCCUCGGACGACAUUUGGUUCUGGAGUGGGCCGAGGAGGCAGAGCAGGACAUCGAGGUGCUCAGGAAGAAAGCUGGUGUUGGCUAUGGCGGUGGAAAGGCCAUGCCUGGACAAAAGCGCAAACUGGAUAUGGGUAGGAACGACGAGGAGGAUGUCGAAGCGUUGGAGUAG